AUGGAGCGCGUUGUCGAGAGCGGCGUCAAGAUCGUUAGCAACCAGGUUCAGUUCUCCCUCAUCGACUCCCGCCCAACAGUCAAAAUGGCCUCUUUUUGCGCACAGCACGACAUCAAGCUCCUCACCUACGGUACGCUCCUCGGCGGUCUCCUCGCCGAGAAAUGGAUCGGACAGCCAGCGCCCGAUCUCUACAGUGAAUCCACAACACCCAGUCAACGGAAAUACUACGCCAUGAUCCGCAGUUGGGGAGGGUGGGAACUGUUCCAGGAACUCCUGCGCGUCCUUCGCGAGAUCGCGAGAAAGCAUAGGGUUAGCGUGUCGAAUGUGGCGACGCGGUGGGUGCUGGAUUUCCCGUGUGUAGGGGCGGUUAUUGUGGGUGCGCGGAUGGGGGUUAGUGAGCAGUCCCGGGAGAAUUUGGCGAGUUUGGGGUGGUCUCUGGAUGAGGAGGACGGCGCAGGGAUUGAGAGGAUCUUGGCGAGGGGUUCGAGGCGUGAGAUGUUUGAGAGCAUGGGUGACUGUGGUGGGGAGUAUCGAUGAUCUGUCAACUGCAGUAGCAGUGCCCAGUGCAGUGACUAGGGGUACCUUUCUAUUUCGUUCUGGGGGUGCGCACAGUCGCGCCUUCCUCAAUUAACCAUAUCCAUCUCUAAAUAUGUAAGGAAGGGACGAUCGGUAAGAACCAACCCUUUCCUUCCUAUUACAGUAUAUGAAAGCGCGUCUCCUGGUCGUGCCUUCCUCACCCGCUCACCUGCGAUAAUGAGGAAGGAGCUACCCAUAGGUGGCCAACGUGGCUGUCAAACGUCUGAAUAGAGUUGCAAUGUAUUCAUUAACUAUCGCAUGGGAGCAGAGGCGAGAUGAAUGAACAUGGUGUUAACUU
Messenger RNA from Aspergillus calidoustus, 874 nucleotides. NCBI's taxonomy places the organism in Eukaryota, Fungi, Ascomycota, Eurotiomycetes, Eurotiales, Aspergillaceae. The record is from the annotation of a GenBank genome assembly.